Messenger RNA from Leopardus geoffroyi (Geoffroy's cat), 6561 nucleotides. RefSeq names its product matrix metallopeptidase 24 (gene MMP24). Gene Ontology annotation, biological process: collagen catabolic process; extracellular matrix organization; proteolysis. The transcript is spliced from 9 exons. The record is from RefSeq and is a predicted model, not a curated record. Lineage: Eukaryota; Metazoa; Chordata; Mammalia; Carnivora; Felidae. Gene Ontology annotation, molecular function: zinc ion binding; metalloendopeptidase activity. Gene Ontology annotation, cellular component: extracellular matrix. Bases 2525 to 4243 code for a protein of 572 amino acids.
AGACAAGUCACAACAUGUGGUUACAACACUGUGUGAUAAGAAAUGUGAUAAGUUCAGAGGUCAUGGAAGGCCUCCCCAGAGAGAGGAGCAUGAUCCAGAUAGAAGAAACAACAUUUCCAGAGAAUGAUCCUUCCAGAGAAGGAUCGGAACACACUGGAACACAGAGUGCUAGGUGGGGAAUGGUAAAAGAGGUUGCAGAGGUAGUCAGGGGCCAAGUCAUGAAAGCUCUUUGUUUUUUAAAACUGCUUUACUGAGGUAUAAUCGACACCCCAAAGCCGUACAUGUUUAAUAUACGCAGCUUAUGAGUUUGGAGAUAAAUACAUACCUGUGAAACCAUCACCACAAUCUAUGCCAUAAACAAACCCAUCCCCUCCAGAGAUUUCCUCCUGCCCUCAUUAUUUAUUAUUAUUAUUUUGUGCUAAGAACACUUAAGAUCUGCCCUCUUAGCAAAUGUUUAAAGUAUACAGUACAGUAUUGUUAACUAUAGGCACUAUGCUGUACAGAUCUCUAGGAUUUAUUAAUCUUGCGUAUCUGAAACUUUGUCCCCUUUGACAAAGAUCUCUGGUUUCCCUGCCCUUGAAAGCUCUUGAUGGAAAGUCCUUGAAGCCUUGCGGGGAAUGGCACUUUCCAUGCCCUCUUCCUGGAACUCCCUCACCUCCUUCAGGUCUCCCGCUCAAAUGUCACUUCUACGGGGCCACCUUCCCUUCAUCCUUUAUAAAACAGUUGUCCCAUCCCUCUUAGCUCCUCCACCUGCUUUAUUUUUCAUAGCACUUAUUGCCAGAUGGUUCUUCCACUAGACUGUAACUAGAAAGGAACAAGAGUGUUUUUGUUUGCUGUCACAUCCCAGAGCCUAGUACACAGUGCCUGGUACAUAGUAAAAUAGGUCCUCAAAUACUGAGUGAAUGAAUGAAUGAAUGAACGAAUGAACAAACAAACAAACAGAAAUACAUCUGAUGUUUAGGAAGUAGAACCAGUAGUUCUUUGGUAGAAGAUGGACGUGGGCUGUGAAGGAGAGGGUGGAGUCAUGGGUCAGAUGAGGCUUCUGUUGGAUAACUGGGUACACGGUGGUGUACCCCACGGCAUAGGGGUCACGGCAGAAGGGUAUGGAGUUCACUAUGAUGUGAGAUAGGGCAUCACUUUUUAGGAGUGUGGUGUAGGCCAUCCUGGCAGGGGAAAGGAAUGCCUCUCUGGUUGUCUGACAAUACGGAAUGCUCGGUUUCAAACAUAUCUGCGUCUGAAUCCCGCCACUUAUUAGCUCUGUGAUUCUGAAUGAUUACUUAACUUCUCUGAACCUGUUUCCUCCUCUGCAAAUUGGAGGUAGGGGUGGGGAGAGGGGGGCUUCCUAUCUCAUGGGGCCAUUGCAUUCUAGAAUGCCUAGCGCAAUGCCAGGUACAUAGUUGGUGUUCUUACAACAGCAUUAUUGUUGUUGCUAUAAUCAGAACAUCUCUGUUUAAAAGUUCUUUCCUAUAAUGAGUCAAGUUCUACGUCCUAUAAUCUCCUGUGCUAGUCUUAGUUUUGCCCUCUGUGUUAGCCAGAAUAAUUCUCCUUCCAUAGCUGUUGGCUUUAGGAAGACUGGCAUGUCCCCUGCAGCUCCCCAUUCUCCAACCUAAAUAUCCUCAUCUUCCCAAGCAGGACAUGGUUCAUAUGAGUGCUUCCUUCAUUCUCCCAGCCCUCUCCCUUAGUCGUGUUCCUGUUUGUCACUGUCCCUCUGCAUAUACAAUGUCCAGAACUGGACUUGGACCUUCUGUAAGUGUGGAGGUCAUGCCUUGUUCCUGUUACAUCAUCACCCUAAAUUAUGACCUCAGCCGCCCAAACUCUUUGAUCAGAGUCUUUUAUUCUUUCUUCCUCAUUCUAGCCCAUGCUUCCAAAGCUGACACCUCUUUCCUGGUCCUUCUUUGUGGACUUCCCCUCUGGCCUUUCUCAUAAUACCUUCUAGCCCACUGCAGUCCUGAUCCGACAUCUGAUUCUAAUCAUUCUCCCAUUCCUUCUCCAGACCUGGAGACUGGUCUGGGUUGGCCUCACACCCGAACAGGUGCGAUGCUCCUGAAUACCCCCAGAAGGCCAUGCUGCUUAACAGAUCCAUCUCUCUCUCCUCCCCCACUGCUAUCUGUUUUCCAAGAGUGAACAGCAGCACUGCCAGCUGAUCUGCUGCUUGCUGCCUCCAAUGCCUCUUCUAAUGUCACCACCGCCUCUGCUGUCUGCCGCUCUCUUCCCUCUUCGGGCCACAUUUUUUCUCCUUGUUAUUUUCUGCUCUCUCCUUUGCCUGCCACUACUGAAUAUCUCAACUUUGGCUUCUCAGGAACCAAAAUCCCGCCUUCUGGCCAGCAAACCAAUCACACAUAUUGUCUGCCAUCUCUACAUCUUUGGUUCAGCCCAGCUAUUUUGGUCCCUGCUCGCACUCUGAGAUUUUUCUCGCUUUCCUCUGGGUUUACACCUCUUUCAGCACUUAAAGGGUGAUAGACAUCUUAGAGUUGGUUAACUGAGCUAUAAAGGUCAGACUUCUGACACAGCUGGUGAUUGGCUAAUGGAUCUAGGUGUCAAAAGAUGGAAGAACUGGUUAAAGUCAUAUGGCUAUCUGCUUCCCUAUGACUCACGGGCACCCGCGCUGCACUCAGGGAAGGUCUUACAGUCAGCAGUCUCCACUAUGCAGCAGUUUUAUGGGAUCCCAGUCACCGGUGUGUUGGAUCAGACAACAAUCGAGUGGAUGAAGAAACCCCGCUGUGGUGUCCCUGAUCACCCCCACUUAAGCCGUAGGCGGAGGAACAAGCGCUAUGCCCUGACUGGACAGAAGUGGAGACAAAAACACAUCACCUACAGCAUUCACAACUACACCCCAAAGGUGGGGGAGCUAGACACACGGAAAGCAAUUCGCCAGGCUUUUGAUGUGUGGCAGAAGGUGACCCCGCUGACCUUUGAAGAGGUGCCAUAUCAUGAGAUCAAAAGUGACCGGAAGGAGGCAGACAUCAUGAUCUUCUUUGCUUCUGGUUUCCAUGGCGACAGCUCCCCAUUUGAUGGAGAAGGGGGAUUCCUGGCCCAUGCCUACUUUCCUGGCCCAGGGAUUGGAGGAGACACUCACUUUGAUUCAGAUGAGCCGUGGACACUAGGAAAUGCCAACCAUGAUGGGAAUGACCUCUUCCUGGUGGCUGUGCACGAGCUGGGCCAUGCGCUAGGACUGGAGCACUCCAACGACCCCAGCGCCAUCAUGGCGCCCUUCUACCAGUACAUGGAGACACACAACUUCAAACUGCCUCAGGAUGAUCUCCAGGGCAUCCAGAAGAUCUACGGACCCCCAGCUGAGCCCCUGGAGCCCACCAGACCCCUCCCCACGCUCCCCGUCCGCAGGAUCCACUCACCAAGUGAGAGGAAACAUGAGCGCCAGCCCAGGCCACCUCGGCCGCCCCUCGGGGACCGGCCGUCCACACCGGGCGCCAAACCCAACAUCUGUGAUGGCAACUUCAACACAGUGGCACUCUUCCGAGGCGAGAUGUUUGUGUUUAAGGAUCGCUGGUUCUGGCGCCUGCGCAAUAACCGGGUACAAGAGGGCUACCCCAUGCAGAUUGAGCAGUUCUGGAAGGGCCUGCCUGCCCGCAUAGAUGCAGCCUAUGAAAGGGCUGAUGGAAGAUUUGUCUUCUUCAAAGGUGACAAGUACUGGGUAUUUAAGGAGGUGACGGUGGAGCCUGGGUACCCCCACAGCCUGGGGGAGCUGGGGAGCUGUCUGCCCCGAGAAGGCAUUGACACAGCUCUGCGCUGGGAACCUGUGGGCAAGACCUACUUUUUCAAAGGCGAACGGUACUGGCGCUACAGCGAGGAGCGGCGGGCCACGGACCCUGGCUACCCCAAGCCCAUCACUGUGUGGAAGGGCAUCCCACAGGCUCCCCAGGGGGCCUUCAUCAGCAAGGAAGGAUAUUACACCUACUUCUACAAGGGCCGGGACUACUGGAAGUUUGACAACCAGAAACUGAGUGUGGAGCCAGGUUAUCCACGCAACAUCCUACGUGACUGGAUGGGCUGCAACCAGAAGGAGGUGGAACGGCGGAAGGAGCGGCGGCUACCCCAGGACGAUGUGGACAUCAUGGUGACCAUCAAUGACGUACCAGGCUCUGUGAAUGCCGUGGCUGUGGUCAUCCCCUGCAUCUUGUCCCUCUGCAUCCUGGUGCUGGUCUACACCAUCUUCCAGUUCAAGAACAAGGCAGGCCCUCAGCCUGUCACCUACUAUAAGCGGCCAGUCCAGGAGUGGGUGUGAGCAGCCCAGAGCCCUCUCUGUCCACUCGGUCUGGCCAGCCAGGCCCUUCCUCAUCAGGGUCUCAGGGGCAGCUCUGGCCACUGCCCACCGGGGCCAGAAGGGCCUUAGGCCAGGGGUCGUGCAGCUGAAGUGGUAGGUACAUUGGCCUAGGCUGAGCAUGAGGCAGGGAGUGAUGGUGGCUGUGCCCCAGGGUGGGUGUCUGGCAGCCAGUUGCCAGCCUUCUGUCCUGGGUGAACUGCUCCCUACGCAAGGGAAUAGGCCAGGCCCCAUCAGGAGGCAGGGACCAUGCCAGGAGGAGGCCCUGUGGUCACUGCAUCCUGUGGUUAUCAAUGAGGCACCACAGCUCUGUUCCUGGCUGGACCCAGCACCUUCUGUGGAAGCCAGCACUAGCACUCUCAGCCCCCUCUGGGAGAUGCCACCAAUCCUGGUCCCCCUUUGCCAACACCUGCUGGUCAGAUGUCCCCCUGCCCCCACCCCACUGUCCUCCAAGGCUACAAGACCCCUGCUGCCAACAUGGCGGGCAACAAGCCCGGGUUUCCGCUGCUGGCAUACAGCAGAUCCCUCAGGAAACCUGCUCCACAUCAGGGUCUCCUUUGAGAUCUAGGAUUUAGGGUCACAUGUUGCAGGCAGUGCUGUGGCCCAGCGGGGUCUGACAAGGACCCAGCUGUCACGUCGUGAAUAUUUAAAUGUCCUGUUACUACUGUUUUAAAAGUCCCAUUCUGCAAAGGCUGUUUGAGGCGUUAGGUGAAUUAGAGGUGACUAUCUUGGUGAUGAGGCCAGCGUGGCCGGCCCUUCCCCAGGAGACAAGGACCAAGGUGCUGCUAAGGCCACUCUAGCGCCUAGACACCCCAGGAGCUGGACCUGCUCCUGAGGCUAAAGGUCUGGGGCAGGAGCUGAUCCCAUCUCUGGAGGCUGAUCUGAGUUCUGACUAUCCUCCACUUCUCUGUCCCUCUCCCCAUUCUCCCAGUCCCCAGCCCUGUUGCUUAUGGUCUGGGGCUCAGCCUGACUAGCUAGGUGAGGCAGAAAUGGCUCCAGGCCAACAUUCUCAUGGCUUUGGGGGUAAUGGGCCCAGGGCAGCCUUCUCAAGUGUUCAGAGCCCACACCCCCAGUUACCGAGGCCAACUCAAUCUCUCAGCUUGGAAGCAGUGUUUAUACAAGCUUGGCCCUUGCUAACCCUGCUCACUGGGCUCAUCUGCCUGCAUUGCAGUCCCCGUCCUAGGGGCCCAUCCUUCAGUUUCUGGAAUUCCUAGGGCUCAGCUUGCCUCACUCCAACCCAGUGGAGGCAGCCCUGUUUGUCACUGAAGAGCCCUAGGCAAGACUAAUGGGUUCAGUGAUGCCCACUGGCUCUCUGCCAAAGCCAAAAGGUGGUACAUCUUCAGGGUGCUGGCAGAGUCUCCGAUGCCACUCUGGCCCUCUGGGCCUGCAUGGGCCUCGCCCAUACCCUGUGGCCUCUGGGCUUUGGGUUGGCUUAACCUGUAGCAGACAGGGACUACUAUUGCCCUGGGAGCUGUCUUGAGCAAAAUCUCUCUUGUCCCAGAGGCACCUAUGUGGGUCCACUAUGUUCCCGGGCAUCAUCCUUCUGUCUUUUCUCAUUUUGACCAAGGGCGGGCUCCCUGGGGUGGGUGGGGAACAACUGCAGAGAUAUUAGUGAUUCAUAGGUUUGUAUAGUGUUUUAUACUUUGCAAAGCACUUUAUUAGCUCAUACCUGUCCACUCACAUGAAACUCGUGUAGGCCCUGGGAAGCCUAGGGUAACUCUCACCGUGCCCUCAAAUGAAGCACAGAGAGAUUGUUUUUUGCCCAGGCCAUCGGGUGGGCUGGCUGGGCCUUGGGUCCCCACCAAUGGACCCCUCUAGGGUCCAAGAUGAGAUCAGAAGUGUCUCUUUUAUCCAUCUUUUCCUGGCCUCCCUUCUCCCCUUCCCGGUCCCUCUCCACUCCUCAGGUUGGUGCUCUCUCUUUUUGAAAGCUCUAGGCUCCCCAGGCUCCCCAUUGGCUCCUGGUACUACCAAGGCCAGCUGAGAAAGAGCAGGAGAUGGAGGCAGGCAGCUCAGGCUGCAGAUGUGAGGGAUGCAGGGCCAGGCCCAGAGAGGGCUCAGCCUGGAGGCUUCCAAUCUCGGAUUCUCCUGUCUUGUGGUCAUCUGUUUGCCCAUCACCCCAGGACAGGGCAGACAGACAAAGGGGCACUGCACUGGGGACCCCAGAGCCCAGCUUCCCCUCGGCCCGGGGAAUAUCACAGCAUUUCAGUGUCGGUCACAUUUUAAACUGAUCAGCCUUUGUAUAAUGUUUUUUAAAUCAUUUCUAAAUAAAACAAAAAUACAGA